Molecule: messenger RNA, 1825 nt
Organism: Erpetoichthys calabaricus (reedfish)
Lineage: Eukaryota; Metazoa; Chordata; Cladistia; Polypteriformes; Polypteridae
Product: zinc finger protein 501-like
Exons: 4
Coding region: 267-1622 (451 amino acids)
Biological process (GO): regulation of transcription by RNA polymerase II
Molecular function (GO): RNA polymerase II cis-regulatory region sequence-specific DNA binding; DNA-binding transcription factor activity, RNA polymerase II-specific
Source: RefSeq, a predicted model, not a curated record
CUCUUUCCGUCGCCCUGUAUGACGUCACGCGCCACUCAGUGUGACGGUUUGCUGAAAAUUCUUCACGUUAACAAUUCCAACACUGAGAGACAAACAAAGGGUUACCCACAGCAGAUUGGUCAUUCUGGAACACAGAUCUCCAGACAUCGAAGCACUAAGGGUGACCGAGAAACACAUCUCCACCUCGCCAAGAUCACAGUGCUGGGAGGAGUUGAGAUUUUGUGAGAAAAAGAAAAACAAACACUACUGUUCACUUGAACAUCUCAAUGGAUAUGAAACAGGAGACCUGUGAUGUAGACACAAAUAUCAUGGAGAUAACUGUAAAUAUUAAAGAAGAGGACUGUAAGUGGAAGCCCAUCUACCCUAAACAUGAAUGUCUGAACAUUAAGGAGGAGGACAGUGAACUGUGGCCAGUGGGCAUUAAAGAAGAAGCUGACGAGUGUUCUCUUAGUAUUGAGACGCAUGACCAUACAAAUUUGAAGAGUGUAAAAGAAGAUGACCUUCAUGAUGGGAAUCAAGAUGGAGUGGUGACAGGGUUAGACUCUUCUCAAAACAGACACUGUUCAUCUCCAGAGCCUUCUAUCAAUGUGAAGUCUGAAUCAUUACAGUCUCAACUAAAAAGGACUGAGGAAGCUACAUCUGUUAGAACUCGUAAACAUCACCCACCACCUGCAAGGAAGUCUGGGAAAAGAAACAAACAUCACUGCUGUUUGGAAUGUGGCAAAGGAUUCUCUGGCAGGAGUGCUCUUCAGAAACACAUUAGAAUUCACACCGGAGAGAAGCCAUAUUACUGUAAUGAAUGUGGUAAACAGUUUUCAGAAAUAAGCAAUCUUCAGAAACACACAAGAGUUCACACUGGAGAGAAGCCGUAUUGCUGUAGUGAAUGUGGCAAACAUUUUUCACAAAUGAUCGAUCUUCAGAGACACACUAGAAUUCACACUGGAGAGAAGCCGUAUUGCUGUAAUGAAUGUGGCAGGCAGUUCUCUGACCGAAGCAGUUUUCAGAUCCACACAAGAAUUCACACUGGAGAAAAGUCAUAUUGCUGUUUGGAAUGUGACAAAAAAUUCUGUGACAUGAGUUCUCUGUGGAGACACACCAGAAUUCACACCGGAGAGAAGCCAUAUAUCUGUAAUGAAUGUGGCAAACAGUUUUCACAAAUGAGCAACCUUCAGAGACACACAAGAAUUCACUCGGGAGAGAAGCCAUAUUGCUGUAAUGAAUGUGGUAAACCGUUUUCAGAAAUAGGCAGUCUUCAGAGACACACUAGAAUUCACACGGGGGUUAUGCCAUAUUGCUGUAAUGAAUGUGGCAGACAAUUCUCGAACAGGAGCAGUUUUCAGAUCCACACAAGAAUUCACACCGGAGAAAAAUCAUAUUGUUGUUUGGAAUGUGACAAAAAGUUCUGUGACAUGAGUUCUCUGCGGAGACACGCAAGAAUUCACACUGGAGAGAAGCCGUAUAACUGUAAUGGAUGUGGUAAACAGUUUUCACAAAUGGGCAAUCUGCAGAGACACUCUAGAGUACACACCAGAGUAAAAACAGUAGCAGGUCAAAAAUCAGUCCAGAAAAACAACCACACUUCAGGCCUCAAGAGUGACGUUCACUCUAAUCCUAAAAAGUAAGCAAACUAAACCGUUGUUGAGAAAUUAAUUCCUGAGACCUUUAAUAGAACAGAGAUCAUAUGAUUUGGAGGAAUUAAUUUCAUAUUACUUUUUGGAAUGUGGCAAACACUUCUGUCAGAGGAGUUCUCUUCAGAGACACACUAGGAUUCACACCGGAGAGAAGUACAACUGAACUGGCCUGACUAAAGACUAAAGAGUGAGGU